This is a messenger RNA of Penicillium soppii, 183 nucleotides long. RefSeq lists its product as uncharacterized. The record is from RefSeq and is a predicted model, not a curated record. NCBI's taxonomy places the organism in Eukaryota, Fungi, Ascomycota, Eurotiomycetes, Eurotiales, Aspergillaceae. The coding region runs from base 1 to 183 and encodes 60 amino acids. The transcript has 2 exons.
AUGUCCAUGGACAUCUCCCAUAGCGGGUCCCAUGGGAAAUGUCGAGGUCUACAUAUCAUCGGUAUUAAGAACGAACUUUUAGCGGUAUGGCUAGAUAUUAUUAGAGAAGGAGAGGACUGGACCUUUGUUGAUACGGACCGGCUAGGAGAGCUUGUGAAGGGGAUGCCGUUUCCUGAACGCUAA